Molecule: messenger RNA, 1215 nt
Organism: Diatraea saccharalis (sugarcane borer)
Lineage: Eukaryota; Metazoa; Arthropoda; Insecta; Lepidoptera; Crambidae
Source: the annotation of a GenBank genome assembly
GUGAUACUAUUUUUAAAAAUAAAUUAUCAACAAUAAAUAAUGUUAUUUGUCUAUUAAAGUGAUUUGAUUAAGCUUACAGAUUAACUAAUUGUUAUAAUACAAUGAAAUCUCGAUAUAUUCUCCCGUUUUUACUGUUACUAAGUCACAAUGUAUUGUUGCAUUGUGCUUCCGCUGCGGUUCACAGUCAUAGCGUAGACAAUAAUUUAGAACGCGAAUCCGAUGGUAGCUACCGUUCAAGGGAUUACGAUCACUACAACGACGCCGGCCAUAACUCAGAAUUCGACCAUGAAGCCAUUUUAGGUAGCGUCAAAGAGGCAGAAGAAUAUGACAAACUUAGUCCUGAGGAGUCAGAACGACGGUUGUCGCUGUUGCUUGAGAAGAUGGACCUCAAUGGGGACCAGUAUAUUGAUAGAAAAGAGCUCAAAUUGUGGAUCUUGAAUUCCUUCAUUAACUUGUCUCGAGAAGAAGCUGAGGAGCGUAUGUCGGAAGUGGACGACAACCGUGAUGGAACAGUAUCAUGGCCUGAGUACCUGCAGGAUGCAUUUGGUGUUGAUGCAGAGGAAGAGAUAGGCCCUGAGGAUACUGGAGACUCGGGAAUGUUAUUACAAGAAGAGAAAGAAAUGUUCAAAGCUGCCGAUAUAAAUGGAGAUGGAUCACUGGACCUAUUUGAAUUUGAAGUGUUCACGAACCCCGAGGAGCACGCGCCGAUGCAUCCGUACCUGGUGAACCAAACGCUGCGUGAGAAGGACCGCAACAAUGACGGCAAGAUAGACUUCGACGAGUAUGUCGGCGACCGUGGUUCACACGAGGAUAAGGCAUGGAUGAUCUCGGAACGGGACAAGUUCGACCACGAACUCGACCUGGACGGGGACGGGUCGCUCGAUCUCAUGGAGAUUGAGAAAUGGGUCAUACCUGAUAACGACGAGAUCGCGGAGGAGGAGGUGGAGCACCUGGUGGCGACCGCGGACGAGGACCGCGACGGCGCGCUCUCGUUCGCGGAGGUGCUGCGCCACCGCCAUGUGUUCGUGGGCAGCGACCAGCGGCACGCGCUCGGGGAACACUUCGACGACGAGCUGUAGCCCCACACAGUCGCCACUCGCAUCGCCAUAGUAUAUAUUAACAUGUAUUCAUUUAUUUAUGCGAGCGCAAUUUUGGUUGUCCAAUAAUUUUGUUGUAAUGUAUCUAUUACGCUUUUCUUCAUUGCCCCGACGUUGU